GCUCUGCUCCUUCGCAGCUCGUAGGGGCUGACAGCCCUGCGGAGACGCCAGCCCGGGGCCCCCAUGGAGUGGGAGUUGCGGAGCCCAGUCGCCGAGCAGUAGCUGCAGCAGUGGGAUGUUUACCUGGCGGUGCCUCAUCCUUUGGGCUGUGCUGGUCGCAGCCGCGCUCUCCGCUGCCCGGCCGGCCCCCACCCUGCCCGACCAAGCCCUGCCCAAAGCAAAAAUCGAAGUGGAGUCCUACUCAGCCCACCCCGGCGAGCUCCUCCAGCUGCGCUGCCGGCUGCGGGACGACGUGCAGAGCAUCAACUGGGUGCGCGAUGGCAUCCAGCUGGCCGAGAACAACCGCACGCGCAUCACCGGCGAGGAGGUAGAGGUCAGGGACGUGGUGCCCGAGGACUCGGGGCUCUACGCCUGCAUGACCAACAGCCCCUCGGGCAGCGAGACCACCUACUUCUCCGUGAACGUCUCAGACGCUCUCCCCUCGGCAGAGGAUGAUGAUGAUGAAGAUGAUUCCUCGUCGGAGGAGAAGGAGGCGGAUAACACCAAGCCGAACCAGGCCAUCGCUCCAUACUGGACCUAUCCCGAGAAGAUGGAGAAGAAGCUCCACGCUGUCCCCGCUGCCAAAACAGUGAAAUUCAAAUGUCCUUCGAGCGGGACACCCAACCCCACGCUGCGCUGGCUGAAGAACGGCAAAGAGUUCAAACCUGACCACCGCAUCGGGGGGUACAAGGUCCGCCAGGCGACCUGGAGCAUCAUCAUGGACUCUGUGGUGCCGUCCGAUAAGGGCAACUACACCUGCAUCGUGGAGAACAAGUACGGCAGCAUCAACCACACCUACCAGCUGGAUGUCGUGGAGCGAUCCCCGCACCGGCCCAUCCUGCAGGCAGGGCUGCCCGCCAACAAGACAGUGGCCCUGGGCAGCAACGUGGAGUUUGUCUGCAAGGUCUACAGCGACCCUCAGCCCCACAUCCAGUGGCUGAAGCACAUUGAGGUGAACGGCAGCAAGAUCGGCCCCGACAACCUGCCCUACGUGCAGAUCCUGAAGACGGCUGGCGUUAACACGACAGACAAAGAAAUGGAAGUCCUUCACUUAAGGAAUGUCUCAUUUGAGGAUGCUGGGGAGUAUACAUGUUUGGCGGGUAAUUCUAUUGGGAUCUCCCAUCACUCUGCAUGGUUGACAGUUCUCGAAGCCAUUGAAGACACCCCAGCCAUGAUGACUUCUCCCUUCUACCUGGAGAUCAUCAUCUACUGCAUCGGAGCCUUCCUCAUCUCCUGCAUGGUGGUGACCAUCAUCAUCUACAAGCUCAAGAGCACCACCAAGAAGACGGACUUCAACAGCCAGCUGGCCGUGCACAAGCUGGCCAAGAGCAUCCCCCUGCGCAGACAGGUAACAGUGUCGGCCGACUCCAGCUCCUCCAUGAACUCGGGCGUGAUGCUGGUGCGGCCCUCGCGCCUCUCCUCCAGCGGCACCCCCAUGCUGGCCGGCGUCUCCGAGUACGAGCUGCCCGAGGACCCGCGCUGGGAGCUGCCCCGGGACAGGCUGAUCCUGGGCAAGCCUCUGGGAGAAGGCUGCUUCGGCCAGGUGGUGCUGGCAGAAGCCAUCGGCCUGGACAAGGACAAGCCCAACCGUGUGACCAAGGUGGCGGUGAAGAUGCUCAAGUCCGACGCCACGGAGAAGGACCUGUCUGACCUCAUCUCUGAGAUGGAGAUGAUGAAGAUGAUUGGCAAGCACAAGAACAUCAUCAACCUGCUGGGAGCCUGCACGCAGGAUGGACCCCUCUACGUGAUCGUGGAAUACGCCAGCAAGGGAAACCUGCGGGAGUACCUGCAGGCGCGGCGGCCCCCGGGCAUGGAGUACUGCUACAACCCCGCCCGCGUGCCCGAGGAGCAGCUCUCCUUCAAGGACCUGGUCUCCUGUGCGUACCAGGUGGCACGGGGCAUGGAGUACCUGGCCUCCAAGAAGUGCAUCCACAGGGACCUGGCAGCCAGGAACGUGCUGGUGACAGAGGACAACGUGAUGAAGAUCGCUGACUUUGGGCUGGCCCGUGACAUCCACCACAUCGAUUACUACAAGAAGACGACAAACGGUCGCCUGCCGGUGAAGUGGAUGGCCCCCGAGGCUCUCUUUGACCGAAUCUACACCCACCAGAGUGACGUGUGGUCCUUCGGGGUGCUGCUGUGGGAGAUUUUCACGCUGGGUGGGUCACCCUACCCCGGAGUGCCCGUUGAGGAGCUCUUCAAGCUGCUGAAGGAAGGUCACAGGAUGGACAAGCCCAGCAACUGCACCAACGAGCUGUACAUGAUGAUGCGGGAUUGCUGGCACGCCGUCCCUUCCCAGAGACCCACCUUCAAGCAGCUGGUGGAGGACCUGGACAGGAUCGUGGCCAUGACCUCCAACCAGGAGUACCUGGACCUCUCCAUGCCGCUGGAUCAGUAUUCUCCUGGCUUCCCGGACACCCGCAGCUCCACCUGCUCCUCGGGAGAGGACUCUGUUUUUUCCCACGACCCGCUCCCCGAUGAGCCGUGCCUUCCCAAGCUCCCCCCGCAGCACAGCAAUGGUGGACUGAAGCGACACUGAGGUGGCACUGCCGGGGUGCCGUGCCGUGCCACACCGUGCCACACCGUGCCAUGCCAUGCUGUGCCGUGCCGUGCCCGUGGACGCUGCCUGCACAGCCCGGUUGUGCUGAGCUGUCACAGAAAGGGUUCAGAGACACCCGUAGCAUCUCACGUAACCAAAACCACCCACGUCCUGCCAGCUUCUCCUGCCGCCUCGUGUCAGCUCUCCACAGCCCAAAGGGUUCGGCUCCCGUGUUUUUAUGGCAUUUCCUCCUUUCAUUUCUAAACCUCUUCCAUGAAUUCUGUGCUUGAGUGUUCCCACUUGGCUGAGCUGAAAUCCUCUCCGGUGGGCAGUGCAUGGCCAAAGAGCCCGCCAGGUGUCCUGGGAUGGCACAUCCUGGUGGGGCACCGAGCCGCGCUGCUCUGCCACUCGGGGAGUCGGAGCAGCACCCGGCUCCUGCGGCUGCACGAGGCGGGAGCCCUGGCAUUCUGGGAGCCUUGGUGUGCCAGGAACGUCACUGGUGUGCCAAGAGCCUUACUGGUGUGUCAGGAGCUUCACUGGUGUGCCAGGAACAUCACUGGUGUGCCAAGAGCCUUACUGGUGUGUCAGGAGCUUCACUGGUGUGCCCGGGAUGCCCCACAGGGCCAGCACCAGUGGGCUUUGCUGAGCCACGCCCGGCACAUCCGGGGCAGGAGCCCUGCACUGCCCAGAGGCAACCAAACCCACCCGUGCUAAACCCAGUCCCGUGUACAUAACGAAAAAUAUGUAUAAAUAUGAAUAUAUAUUUACAUGUCUUUUUAAAAAGGGUUGUUACCAGAGAUAUACCAGUUUGGUAGGAAGGUACUAGUGGCUGGUAGAUAUCAGUUGCUAUGAAAAAAAAAAAAAAAAGUCAUAUAUUUUGCUAUUUUUGCUGUUUUUAUUUUUUUAAAUUAUGUUCUAAACCUAUUUCAGUUUAGGUCCCUCGAUAAGAAUUGCUGCUGCUGCUUCAGUUUUAUAUGGGGUUGUAUUAAACAAUAAUAAUAACGUGUCGAUGCCUUUUGGGAA
Messenger RNA from Hirundo rustica (Barn swallow), 3601 nucleotides. RefSeq names its product fibroblast growth factor receptor 1 (gene FGFR1). The transcript has 17 exons. Gene Ontology annotation, cellular component: signaling receptor complex; membrane. The record is from RefSeq and is a predicted model, not a curated record. Gene Ontology annotation, molecular function: fibroblast growth factor receptor activity; ATP binding; fibroblast growth factor binding. Gene Ontology annotation, biological process: multicellular organism development; positive regulation of kinase activity; protein phosphorylation. Lineage: Eukaryota; Metazoa; Chordata; Aves; Passeriformes; Hirundinidae. Bases 116 to 2578 code for a protein of 820 amino acids.